AUCAACAUCAAUUUCCUGUUAAUAUACACCCACUUGUUUCAUUGGUAAAACGGAAUGCCGCAGUUAUGGAUGAAAGUUAAUUAAUAGAACCACUGAAGUACAAAUACUAGCAAAAAUGAAACCAAUAAUUUUUUCAAUUUUAAUUUUCCUCGUGUUCAGAAGAUUGCACUGUCGAUCGGCAAAUGAUUUUUUAAGAGAAGUAUUUUCCCCCGGCUACCGUAUCGAAGAAAAAAAAUGCACAACAAUGGAAUGUCAAACGGCAGAAUAUUUGUUGAAGAGUAUGAAUAGAUCUGUGAAUCCUUGUGAAGAUUUCUACGAAUAUACAUGUGGCUUAUGGGUAAAAGAUCACCAAGUCAAAGCGACCAAAAUGUCUUGGUAUCAAUAUAAAGAAGCAGAAAAAACUAUAAAUAACAAUUUGAAGGACAUUUUAGAAGAUUCAAGUUUUGAUGAAAUUUUAUAUCCGGCGCAGAAGUUUUACAAGAGUUGUUUGAAUUCCGUGACCAACGGAAUGAAUACAGAAUAUCUGAAAUCAGUUAUGUCAAUGUUCGGCGGAUGGCCCAUCGGAAAGUACGAUCACAGCGAUAAGUUACAGUCUUUGGACUGGAUAAAAAUGUACAUUUACAUGGAGAAAAACUGGAAAGUACCAACCAUUUUGGAUACAGGUAUAUCGAUCAACUACAUGAACACCAGUCAAUACAUAUUGAUGAUAGGUCAACCCGAUUUGAUGAUACCGAGAUCGAUGUUCAUUAACCCGGAUCGGUAUAAGACUCAAAUGAAUGCCUAUUCGAAGCUUAUCGCUGGCACCGUACUACUAGUGUACAAAGACUUUGGAUUUGAGUCGAUACGGCCAAAACAUUUCGGGGACGAGAUCGCUGACGAAAUAAUCAAUUUUGAAACACAAUUAGCUAAUAUACAGAGCACUGGAGAGAUGAAGAAAAGCGAAAAAGCAUUGAAAAACCGAGUAAUGACAAUAGACGAACUUCAAAAAGACAUCGACAGUGUAUCAUCGGAUGUGUUUCAGAUUGAUUGGUUGAAAAUGUUUCGGUUACUCUUUAAAGGCACUGAUGUGAUCAUAAAAAAGACAGAGAAAAUAUUUGUCAAAGAAGAGAAUUAUUUAAAAGAACUCGUUCAGAUGUUGCGAAAAACUCCGAAAAGAAUUAUACUUAAUUAUAUGUCAUGGUGCUUUUUAAGAUCCAUGCUAUCCGACAUCAGGGAAGACUUGAAAAAUCUCGUUCAAAACUUUAACGUGGUAUUCACUGGAGACGUGAAAGAAGUUUCCAGAUGGGUGGAUUGCACAUCGAUGACGAGUUCAUAUUUUGCAUUUAACAUUGGAUAUAAGUACGUUUCCAAGUACUUCGACGAGUCCACAAAAGAUAUGGCUACAGAAAUGGUAAAAAAUAUACAAGAAGCUUACUUGGAGCAGUUGAAGAACGUGGUAUGGAUGGAUUCGAUAACUCGUCAGUCUGCUAUCGAUAAACUACAAUCGAUGCACAAGUUUAUUGCGUAUCCCGAUUGGUUCCAGAACACUUCGUACUUACAUAAUAAACUGAAAAUUAUUAAUAUGACGGAUAAUUAUUUGAUGAAUUUAGAAAUCUUACAAGCUUCAUCAAACUUGAAAAAACUUUCAAAAUUAAAUAGAAAUCAUAAUCACACGGAAUGGACCAUGGACAUAGUUAGUGUAAAUGGAUACAACGAUGUAUAUUCAAAUGCGAUAGUUUUACCAGCAGGAAUGUUACAACUUCCGUUUUACCAAAAGAGUCGAAUUCAGGCUUUGAACUAUGGAAUGGUGGGCUUGGUCGUCGGCCACGAGAUAAUGCACGCGUUCGACGAUUCAGGUAGAAUGUACGAUAAACACGGCAACAGGCAUCAGUGGUGGACGAAAGAAACGAUGCAAACAUUUUCCGAGAGAGCGGAAUGUUUUGUCAAACAGUACAAUAGAUAUAACAUGACCUUGCUAGGUAAUCUGGUUAAGAUAAACGGUCAAAUGACUCAAAACGAAAACAUCGCAGACACAGGCGGUUUAACUCACGCUUUCAUUGCAUAUCAGAAGUACAUAUCAAAUCAUGGGACCGAACAAAGGCUACCCGGACUGGAGGAAUUGUCACCGGAACAGUUGUUUUUCGUGGGAUUCGCUAGUAUCUGGUGCGAAUCGACCACUGAACAGACGCUGCUUAACGACCUGUUGACCGACGUGCACAGCCCUGGUCGAAUACGAGUGUUGGGUACCUUGUCCAAUUCCGUCGAGUUCGCCGAGGCUUUCCAUUGUCCGGUAGGAUCGCCGAUGAAUCCGUCGGAAAAAUGCAAAAUUUGGUGAACUCAGUGAACACUAUCGUUUCCACCAAGAAAUCCAUUGUGCUCUUGUGUUACUCAUUAAUAUUAAACACUGCGACCUUUCUUCGCGGUUCAUCGCGUAAUAGAUAAAAUGUAAAUGUAUAACAUCAAAGUAAUACUGGAGCAUACUUCGAGUGAGAUGGAAAUAUCAAAAAUAUUUGGUGGAUUGAUUUGUCAACGUGGUGUGUAAUAUUGAAAUGAAAAAAAUUCAAUAAAUCAUAUUCAAACAUCAA
Messenger RNA from Sipha flava (yellow sugarcane aphid), 2564 nucleotides. Its product is annotated as neprilysin-1-like. The transcript is spliced from 17 exons. Gene Ontology annotation, cellular component: plasma membrane. NCBI's taxonomy places the organism in Eukaryota, Metazoa, Arthropoda, Insecta, Hemiptera, Aphididae. Gene Ontology annotation, molecular function: metalloendopeptidase activity. Gene Ontology annotation, biological process: protein processing. The coding region runs from base 116 to 2314 and encodes 732 amino acids. The record is from RefSeq and is a predicted model, not a curated record.